This is a messenger RNA of Paramisgurnus dabryanus, 1103 nucleotides long. RefSeq names its product cilia and flagella associated protein 107 (gene cfap107). Gene Ontology annotation, cellular component: axonemal microtubule. The record is from RefSeq and is a predicted model, not a curated record. Gene Ontology annotation, biological process: flagellated sperm motility. Lineage: Eukaryota; Metazoa; Chordata; Actinopteri; Cypriniformes; Cobitidae.
UAGAGAACUUGUGACUUUGAUGUAACUAUAAAGUAUACAAAAUGGAAAAGCUUUAUGACAAAUGGAGCCAAUCUGGUUGGAGAAUAGAGCAGAAAUAUUGCAACAAAGUACUCAUUGGUAAUUGGUCGGAGCAAAAAUUACAAUUCACGCGAGAAUGCAAGACAGCAAACAGUACCAACAGACUGGACUUCACACCCAACUUGUUGCACAGACCAGAUGUAGUCGUGAGGAGAAUGGGUCUUCGCAGAUCGGAGGGUAUUCCCACAAGGCUUCUGUUCUCUCAUCACGGCGUCCAUGCCUCCGACUACCUGGUGACACUUUACGAUGAGUCGUAUGGGCGGCAGACCUCCGCCACUCUGCCCACACUGCGCUCUUGGCACUCUGACAAACUGGCCUGGGUCCCAGAGAGGUCAGAUCACCCCAUCCAAGGUCCCCCUACAAACUUUGGCUUGUUGGAUUCUUGGCGGGCUCAGAAGGAACACCAGCGGGCAAUAGUGCCCACACUGAGCGUGUAUAAGGCUUCAUACCCUUUACACCCCAUCAGUGCCUUCUGUCACUCUCGUUGCGUCACCACGCCCAAGAGCUUCUCCAGCAGUCAGCUCCCUGCCAACCACAGCAAUAAGAACCUGGCACUGAGUCGCAGACCCUGCAGGCAGAUCUCCAGUAAUCCAUCCAGCCCACUGUGAACCAUGCCUUGUCUCAUCACUUUUAGCUUUCCAGUAAACUCUUAAAGUAAAGGUCCCAAAAAGGUUCUUUGUCGAGCUGUAUGAUUUCAUAAAUUUACUUUACCUUCACAUGCACAAAAGAGUCCUUGUAGUGGAAAAGUUUGCUGCAGGCUAGACGGUCUCAGCAGCAGCAACAUAAACAACAUUUCCAAACUUCCACAUAGAAUCAAUGACAACAGAGUCCUUUUAGAGAGGUUCAUUUUUGAUAAUAAGGUAAAUAAAUGAUAUGGGUAAAUGAUCUUAAUUCAUAUAUCAAAUCUAACGUCACAUGUAUCAACCACUACACUGAGCUAACUCUACUGUGUAAAAUUUGUGUAUACAAUGUUAGCUAAUUCUUGCCUGCCUGCCAAACUUCUCCACAAAGCGGUGAUCCAUGCA